GCAGCGCUCGUUCGAGGUCGCGUGAGAGCGCGCGCGCGCUCGCGCAUAUACACGCGAGAAAACGAAACAGAGGCGGAGGAGAGCACAACAGGGACCUCGUUGUCGAUGUAAAUUUUUUAAGCGGCCGGCUCGCGUGCAUCCGUGCAUCGGCCAGUUUAAUUAGAAGCGAACGCCACUAUUAUUUCCACGCUCGUCGACGCAGGCCAACAGUAAACGUUCAAGCCGCGAACGUUUAAGUCCCUUCAAUGAUUUAUUUCCUUUUCCAAUUUGCGCGACAAUGCGACCAUGCGUGUACCGGUGUGCCACUCGCUUCGCUGUUUCAUUCGGUGUGCGCGUUUUCUGUACCCGAGGCUUUUGUGUGCCGAGAAAUUGUGGCCAUGGUAACAUCGUCGAAUUCAUCGUUGGAGAAAGACAGAAGGAAAAAAAAACACAAGGAUUAAAGAGAAAAGAAUCACGGAUACAAUGGAGAAAAAGAAACCACGCGUUCUACGCGAUUAAAGAAACGGCAAUGGUCUCUUUAGAAUUGUAUCCGCUCUGGUGCAAGAUAUAUACUUUACUUACAAUGAAAGUGUAUAUUUUGAUUAAAAUGUGAAAAGUAUAAAACUAUAAAAGGUAAGUUGACAAUUAAGACAUGGCUUUUGUCUUAAUUUAUAGACGUUAUUGAUAUUGUUAAAAAUGGAAUUUAUCGAGCUAAUUGUAUUAUACACGUAUUUGUAUUAAUGUGUUUAAAUCUUACUGAAAUAAUUAUGUCGGCGAAUCAUUGUCCUUUUCACUGAUGUAAAACGUCAAAUGAAGUCACGAAAACGUACCGUCAACAAAGAAUAAAGUUAUAGCCUAAUCGAUUAUGAAAUUAAAGAUACGAUGUUUUCAACUCUACUAAAUACAAAUCCACAAAAUCUUGACUAACACCGUCAUGGUUUACAGCUCGCUAUGUGUAAAAAUAACUCGUACUGUAGACAGCGACAAACAACUCGCUUAAUAAUCAGAAAUCUACCUUAUACGUAUAUUUCAUCAUGUCUGACGUUAAACGCACAUAAACGUUUGCAGAGUGCGCAUUACGCAUUUUACCGGACACAAUGAACCCAUAGAGUGAACGUGGCAAAGCAGCGUGACCGUCGCAGAUUGAUAAUAAUGCGCUAAAAAGCGAACCACCCUUAGCCUAUCCACCACAAGCAUUCUCCAGUCUGUGAUCUCGAUCGACCGUGAUUAAUUUAUUUCAGAGAUUACCGGCCAUUUGUACGUGCCCUUUGGCCUACGUCAAUAAUACCGGUAAUACACUAUGAUCGUCCAGCCGUUCGGUAAUCGCACACCCGCUCGAAAUAAACGUGCUGCAUGCCGGUAGAUUUCAGCGCGGGGCAACCGCUUGAUGGAUUUCAACGGGAACGUUUGCGCCGACGAACAACGAAAUCGAUCGGAAGAAUCGCGGCAGGGCACAUUCGACGACAACGACAUCGAAAAAAUUCAGCAGCUGACAAACGAGAAGAAAAGGAAGCAAGGAACCGGUCCGAUAAGAUCGAACGAGUCGGUGAAAAACGGUGGCGAACGGGAUUUCCACCGAAAUCAGCAAUAUCGAAGGGGGAACCAGCAGAGAGAAAAUUACGCGGAAAUGUACGAACACAGAAAAGAUUCGAGCUACCAGGGAAGCUGUCCCGAUAGAAACACGAGCAAUUUCACGGGUGAAAAUAUUUGCCAACAUGAAAAUCCAAAUCUGUCUUAUGAUAAUUAUGGGAACAGCGUGAUUGAAUACGAUGCAAAUGGAGCUAAUGAUGCGUACAGAAACUGCAAAAGCGGAAUAAACAUCAGCGUUGUCUCGCGACAACCAACGUGUGAAAAUGUUGGAAUGGAAAAACCGGUGUACAACGUUUCUUUUAAACACUGCUAUAACAACACCAAUCAAAGAUCUGAUCAGAAACGAAGAAGAUUUUUUUCCAGGAGCAAACCAAAAGCCGGUAAAAAGAGCAAACAAAUUGCUGGAAACCGUCAGAACUACCGUUGCACCUUUGAGAACUGUUGCGGGAACUGCGAACCCUACGCUGUGAAAAGACAGGACGACGACUGUGGCUCGUGUAAAAAGUGGCAGAACACGGAUUUCUCUCCUAAAACCGAGUGCUUCGACGAUUGUUACUGCCCUCUCGAUGUGAAUUCUCAACAACCUUGCGUAGUUCACGAAGAGAACGAGCCAAAAUGCGAUUUCCCUCCCGACGAUUGUCACACGUCCAGCAAACAGUGUCUGCAGCGCGUCCAUUUCGCAGGAAAUGAAAAUUGCGCGAGAACUGAUCAUUCUUCGUGUUCGUUCUGCUCGAGAAAGUGCACACCGUCCAAAGCGAGUUUGUUCGUGGAAAUUGGGGAAAGCGUGGCAAACGUGAGCAACCUGACUUCCGUCCAAGCGUUUCAAUGCGACGAUUCGAUGGGAUUAUUGAAAGACGACGCUCCGAGGAAAGAAUACAGCGCCGUAAAAAGGAACAAGUCUGACUUGUUGAGGUGUCGUAGUAAAUCGAAGAAGAGCGAGCCGAAAUGCAGUUCCAGUUGUAAAGGUCGGCCAGGUGCCGUGGAACGCACCUGUUCGGAUAGAAUCGCGAGCAUGAGCGUGUAUCUUGAUGAUUACACGAUCGAACAGAUGCCCGAGGAACCGUUCAGCCCUGAGAUGAUAGGCAUCGUGCAGUCAAACGUGAGUUUUCAGGAUCUACGUGAUUGCAAAGCGCAAACGGAAAGUGACAUGUACAUCAAGAGAAAGACAACUGGUUGUAGUCAGCAAUGCGAAACAGACGAACGUUCCUUAUUGAGCGAUAUCCGAAAACAGGUACAGGAAACGUAUAAAUGUUUCGUCAAAAUGGUGACGACGAGUGUUGGCCAGAUUGUGAAACAAUCUUCGAAAUUGAAACGUUCGAAGAAGAGCACGAAGGAUCGUUCCACGUGUGGAACAUGCAUGAAAAAUUGCGAAGAAAAUACAUGUGCCAACCAAUGCAAUCAAUCGAAAAUGUACAACGAAUGCAUGUACGAAGGGACGUGUUGGCAAGGAAUAAUAGGACAGGAAUCAAACAACUGCGAUAUGCAUUGCUGUGGAAAUGUCUGUUGCGACGGCCUCGCUGGAUUGCCUGAAUGUCAAACACCUAUGUGUCAAAUUUAUCACCUGUCUUCAGAUGAUUAUUGGAAACCUAACUGCGACACGCAAGAACAGAUUCAAUCAGAGAGGGAGUGCUAUUUUGAUCUUAGCAGAAACGUUCACAGAAACGUAUAUUCUCCUAACGAAGCAGCUCCUAAAGAAAUACCGUAUCCCAAAUACGGUAGCGUUCGCAAAAAGGGUGGUGGCGAUACUUCCAAUCAACAGAAAAAACAGCCGACUCUGAACAAGCGCGGUGAACCAUCGGGCGUGUGCAAUCGCGAAAAUAACACUACGAGAAGUCAAGUAACUAAGCAACAAAAUCAGCCGACGAGUCAAUUUACUCCUCAAGACCAACAAACGGAUAGAACUAACAUACAACUAGACGUGAGCGUUCAAGCGAAUUCCAUUCGCGCGGUACUCGAUCCUACGACUGCUCCUUACAUCACAGAAAGUAUAGAGUAUCGCAAGAGAAUAAGAACCACGAACCGAUUAGAACCGUAUGCAGAUGAAAGUAGGGUGCCUCCUCAAAGAAAAGAGUGUCCUAGGAUUCAAGAAAUGGAAUCCACAUUGCAUCCUUGUCCUAAAGAAAACAUGAAAACACCGAGAAAAUUAGCUACUUCGUCAAAAAAGAAACCUUCGCCGAACCCUAUAACGCCAAAACAGGCACCCACGUCUCUGAAUCAAAGACAACCAUUCACGCCUGGGAGACCGGAAGUCAAUGCUAGAACAGGAGUAUCGACUCCAAGAAAAGAUGUACAAAGAGACAUAGUAAAGCAAGAAAGAAUGAGAUCAAAAUCCACGGUGAUCGGAAAAGGUGUCCAAUGUACGCUGAUCAGGGAAGUGCGUAUAAUAUGUUCAACUGUGCCGGAGGUGACUGGUCCGGUAGCAGAUCUUUGUUCGUGCAUCCCGAAGAAAGGAAUGGUACGCCCAGAUAAACCACCAUCCAAAAUUUCUCAAAUCGGAGAAGAAAGUCCUCCUGCAACUGAUGUAACUAUGGACGCACCUGAUGCAACUGUGGACGUGCCUGAUGCAACUGUGGACGUACCUGAUGCGACUGUGGACGUACCUGAUGCGACUGUGGACGUACCUGAUGCAACUGUGGACGUACCUGAUGCGACUGUGGACGCACCUGAUGAAGAACCAAAUAUUGAAGAACCUGUGGAGGAGAAUGUACGUUUGGUUGAGUCAUCUGCAGAAACGCCACUUAUAGACGAGGAUGAAACGACCGUAGAUCCAACCGAUGGUCCUACAGACAGCGAAACAACACAUACAGACACACCUGCGAUUGAAACAACCACAGCAGAAUCAUCCAUAGAAGAAGCACCCGCGAGAAACUCUGAAGUUUUAGAAACUUCUAAUGUAACGCCCAUUGAAACAGCCGAAGUUCCCAUACCAGAUGAAUCUACGAUAGACGAAACUGCCAUGGACACGCCAAAGAAACCUGAAGAAGAAUUGAUCGUAGAGCCAAUAAUCGACGAGGUGACCGAUGUCGACAAUCGUGCUGCACCGAUCGAGUUCUCGAGAGAUUUUAACGGGAAGAAAAUGUACGUGAGCGUGCAGAUGCAAACGUCGAACACGAUUCUGACGCAGAUCUUGUCCGAGUUUCAAGUAGGCAACAAAAAGCGGCAGGUACUGAUGAGUAUUAAAUUGCACUCGAACCUGGAUGGAAAUGGCGAGGAUGAAGAACAAUCGUCAGAUUCGAACGGUAGCGAAGUGGCGGCCACUGAAGGACAGUCUCCGAGAUAUGACAACUACGAUCAUCAGAGACGAAUAAGACGAGUUACCGUUAGUCCAUCCGUGUACCGUCGAACGUUGACAUCGAGGGGUACAUACGAUUCAUCGAUGUACGCGUCGGUCAACCACGCGACUUAUGAGAGGACCGAAACAAAUUAUUCGCCAGAGAAUGAAAACAACACGACCAACGGGACGAAUCAUGUGUGCGGACCUUGCGGAAAGAAGAGGCGAUGAUUCAAUCAGUGUUAACGAAGCUUAUAGCCAAGAGAUACGCCGAACAUCUUUGUGAAGCUACCAGUACAAAUUAUCAUUUUGAACGAUGCUUGACCCCAAAAAGUGGUUACUUAGCAAAACUUUAAAAAAUGUAUUUAAAUAAAUAUCCUUACAAAUAACGUAAUAACAUGUAUCAGAAGAAAAAUGUCAUUUAAAGAUUACAGGAAAGCUAGAUAUCAGGUAUAAUCUAUCUUAUUUAACGCUCCUUCAAAGAUACAAGAAUAACAAAGAAACGGUUCUUGCAAACAAAAUUACUAUAAAAUACAAUAAUAAUGGCUACGAAUACCAUUUUUAAGUCCAAACACAGUUCCACUGACAAUGAAGAAAGUUCGAUAAAGAAAUUAAAAGAACAUGGAAACACAUCCUUGCUAAGGUCAGAAAUAGAAUACUGUCAAGGAUCGAAUUACGAGAUGAAGAGUAGAACUAAAGACGCUUCGACUGAAUUACGCAUCGAAACCGAUGAUAUACAAAUAACCACGGAAAUAUAUUCCAUGACGGAUCUGCCGUCCUCGUUACAAGCCGACGAAGAAACAGAACCAGAACCUGGAACGAUCGUACCAGAGUAUUACGGGAACCAAUGUGCGAUACUUCGCGCGUACAGAUGCAAAGGCGUGAACGUAACACAAUCGGAUUUUCCCGAAAGCUGUCAGCGAAAAAUCUCCUCAGACCAAUUCCACCAAUCUUUCCAGAAGAACGGCAAAGGUGAAGACGUUCGUUUGUUUCGUCUAGUAGCGACGAUUCCGUGUAUACCAAUUGAGGUGAUCAAAACGCAAUUCGGCGGUCCUAUGUGUCAAGAAACGUGUCCAAAUAUAACCAUAGCCGAAUGUUCGCAAACCGAAGACACGGUGUCCUUGAAAUCGGAAGAACAGAACGACGAUCUAGAAAUAGUCACGACGUCUACGAUUUCAAUGUUGCAAGAGGAGCUUGCAUGUAAGAAGUGCUUAUCGACGGUGCAGGAAUCGGAGGAGGAAGACGACAAAGUUCUCGAAAAACAAAAUAAAAAAUGGAAUGAAAGGCGAAGUGUCUGUGUUGGCCCAGCGGAUUCGCUUCCUGUUGAUAAAGAAACCGACACGAAUUCGCGGAAACCACGCAGGAAUAUAUUUGAAACAGAAACGAUAAUAUCGAAUUGUUCGUCUAUCUGGUUCGAGAGACCGCGAAUUGAGAAGAAUCGCAGAGCGAUUUGUACUCGAACGAACGAAAGCUGUUCUUCGAACGCGAGAAUAAGCGGCCACCUGUCUUACUGUGCUAACGUUCGCCCAUCGGCCAGCCAUUGUAUGACGCAAUGCGAAAUGCUUAGAAACGGUCCAAGAUUUACUUGUUCGACUGCCACUGAGAUAAAUUCUUGCGAAUCAUUUGCCAAUAGUUGGUGUCACGUUCUAUCGAACAGAUGGAGAAAUCCGAACGAAUAUUGGUCGACAGCAGACUGUUGGACCCCCAAAAGCCAUCAGCUCGGCAGGAUAAAUAAUACCUAUGGGUGCUCGAUAACUGGAAGAUCGCUCGAGAUUUGCGCGCGGUACUCUCCGAAUUGUAACAAUGCGUGCAGUCGAUAUUACUUAAAUGUCGACAAAGCCUACAAUACCAGUGGAAGGAACUAUCCGUGCAACAGUGGCUAUAAUAUUUGCAACGCGAAUAUGUACCACAACACAGCUACAAAUCAGACAUUCCGUCACACUCCUGCUAGUUAUUGUUACUCUUUUAACUCGUGGUGCUGACAUGGUAUUUAAGCUGGGUCAAAACUGUAAUUAUUCGACAACGUAAUUUUCAUGUUCACAAUGCCACAAUACCGCGGCUGUUCAUAAUAACGUUGCAAAAAAUAAUAAAAAAGUGAAUACGACAGGAAUCACACUAUUUGCUUUUCAA
Messenger RNA from Bombus impatiens (common eastern bumble bee), 6970 nucleotides. RefSeq lists its product as uncharacterized. The coding region runs from base 1367 to 5071 and encodes 1234 amino acids. NCBI's taxonomy places the organism in Eukaryota, Metazoa, Arthropoda, Insecta, Hymenoptera, Apidae. The record is from RefSeq and is a predicted model, not a curated record. The transcript is spliced from 9 exons.